AUUUAUGUGUAAUAAAAUGUAUUCAAUUUACAUGUAUAUACAGAAGUAAAAAUGGACGAUCUUGUCGUAAAAGACAUGAAAAUAGUUCCUUGUGUAAAUUCAAAAUUUGUUCAACCUUCAAGGCUUCAGUUUAACCAAGUACGUAGUACCGCACCAAAAUAGAUGGUUGAUUUUAUUUUCAUGUGUAAUAAUUUGCAACAUUGAUACUUGAGUUAUGUAUUUCAUAGAAUGGAAUUAACCGAGAAUGGGAUUACAUCAAUGUUCAUGACAGUGUGGCUGCUCUGCUGUUAAACACAACAAGAGAUGCAUUUAUUUUGGUCAAACAAUUUAGACCAGGUGUGUGACAUAAAGUGAGUUAUAGCACAAGCAGGCUCUCAUGAAACUCCAAAAGUGAGUUAAAGGCCCAUUUACACUACGCUCAAUUCAACCUCGUUCCCAGUGUCUCACCUCCGCUCACCCAGGCGUGGCGGAGGUGAGACCCUGUGAAACAGGUUGCGCUCAAUUUUGGUACCCGUACCAUUUUUAUCCAUGCUCAGACUACUUGUUUACAAAGGUCGAGCAUGGAUAAAUAAUAAAUUUGGUAAAUUGGUACAUGUACCAAUUUUAUCUGUGCCUUUCCAAAAAUUGGCUAGCUCGUAUACCCAGCUAGCUUGCUUUUUUGGAGGCAAAUUUCACCCAUAUGUUUGCACUGAGUGUGUCCACAUUGGGCAAGCUGAAAAGUUUGCUUGAUUGAGGUGGUCUAUGUCUUCACAUGAGUGCUAUGUACGUUCACCCAUGCUAUUCUAAACAAACCAUAUAGACCACUAUACCAUAUUUAAGAUUAAUUAUCAUUACUUUAUAUUUUCAAGCUGUAUACAUGCGGAUGAACAGAGAACUAAACAAACAAGAGGGUGAAGAUAAAUCGACCAUAAUCCAGGAUUCUACCUCACAGCCUUUCAAAGCUGCAAUAAAUGAUGCUGUCACCUACGAGUUAUGUGCGGGCAUUGUUGACAAAAAUAUUCCAUUGAAAUCAGUCAUGAAAGAAGAAGUUUUAGAAGAAUGCGGAUAUGAUGUGCCUGAAUCACACUUCAGGAAAGUUUUCUCGGCUUGGGGCUCAGUCGGGUUUGCCGGCUCACUGCAGACUUUGUUUUUUGCCGAAGUGACCAAUGACAUGAAAGUUAAUGAGGGUGGGGGUAACAGGUCGGAGGGUGAGAAAAUAGAAGUUUAUUAUUUACCAAGGAAGGAUGUUCUAGCCUUUUUGUAUGACGAGAAUUUACCAAAACCACCAUCACUCAUGGCAGCAUUUUUCUGGUAUCUAAACACUCAGCAUACAUCAAAUAAUGACCACUGAUAUUAAAUAUAAAAGAAUGCAACAUGCUCUGGCUGCUUAGAAUGUUGGAGAAUGCUAUUGUAUGGACUGGUGUUUACUAAAAAAAAGCUCGCUAAAAAAUUAAUUAUAUGUAUGACUAUCACUCCUGUGCAGCCAAUUUGAGAGCAAAGGACCUGCCAUUUUCUACCGGCAUAGCAUUGCACAUAACAUUAUGGUGGCCUAUAUAGAAUUCAGAAAGCCUUACAUAAAAAGCCAAAGGCCGAUUGUUAUAUAUUUAUAGCAUGUCCCCUGUGGGCCACCAUAGUUAGUUAAUUCCAUAAAAUGUAAUAAAAUAUUAAUAAUUAUCUUUGUCAUUAAAAAUCGAGUACAAAAAUGAAGUCUGAAAUGUUAUAUAUUUCUAUAUAAAGAUAUUGUGACUCUGUAAUUCAUAUUUCCAACACUCCAUGACUGGACAGAUCUUGAAAUUGGGCAUUUAGCGUCACUACACUGGUGUAAAUAUAUGUAAGACUUAUACUUGUUAAAACAUUUUUCAUGUUGUCACAAGUGUAAAUGCCGACAACUCCAAAAAUUCUACACUCCACAAAUUUAAGAGCAUGUGCAGUAAAGUUUAUAAUCGUGAAUAACGAGACUGGUGGACAACCAUCUCUCUUGAAAUAUCUUUCAGACUUGCACAUCC
This is a messenger RNA of Paramuricea clavata, 1985 nucleotides long. NCBI's taxonomy places the organism in Eukaryota, Metazoa, Cnidaria, Anthozoa, Malacalcyonacea, Plexauridae. The record is from the annotation of a GenBank genome assembly.